Messenger RNA from Eleginops maclovinus (Patagonian blennie), 1931 nucleotides. It is a transcript of the gene ddost, whose product is annotated as dolichyl-diphosphooligosaccharide--protein glycosyltransferase subunit (non-catalytic). Lineage: Eukaryota; Metazoa; Chordata; Actinopteri; Perciformes; Eleginopidae. The record is from RefSeq and is a predicted model, not a curated record. The transcript has 11 exons. Gene Ontology annotation, cellular component: oligosaccharyltransferase complex; endoplasmic reticulum membrane. The coding region runs from base 27 to 1427 and encodes 466 amino acids.
ACGCUGACGUCGACUUCUGCAGCAAAAUGGCGUCGUUGACAGCAGUCAUGCAGACGAGCCUGCCCGGUUCUUUAUUAUCUUCCAAAAAACGAACCGGAAUGAAGUCCCAAAGGAGGUUCAGACUUUUGGACAACAGUGUCUUUGUGUUACUUGCGUUAGCCUCUGUGUUGCAUUGUGCUUUGGCUGACGGCAAAACGUUGGUUCUGCUGGACAACCUCAACAUCAAAGACACCCAUUCAAUCUUCUUCCGCAGUCUGGCAGAUCGAGGCUUUGACAUCACAUUCAAGACGGCUGACGAUCCCUCCCUAUCUCUGAUCAAAUACGGACAGUUCCUGUAUGACCAUUUAGUCAUAUUUGCACCAUCCGUUGAGGACUUUGGAGGGAACAUAAAUGUGGAGACUAUCACAUCCUUCAUUGAUGGUGGAGGCAAUGUCCUGGUUGCUGCUAACUCAGAUAUUGGUGAUCCCCUGAGGGAGCUGGGCAGCGAGUGUGGCGUGGAGUUUGAUGAAGAAAAGACUGCCGUCAUCGACCAUCACAACUACGACGUGUCUGACCCUGGAGAGCACACCCUGAUAGUUGCUGACCCAGAGAACCUGAUGAAAGCUCAAACCAUUGUUGGUACACCCACCAACAGACCGGUUCUAUUCAAGGGUGUUGGCAUGGUGGCAGACCCAGAGAACCCUCUUGUCCUGGACAUCCUGACCGGCUCCUCCACUGCCUACUCCUUUUUCCCCGACAGACCCAUCUCUCAGUACCCCCAUGCUGUUGGCAAGAACACCCUCAUGAUCGCCGGCCUUCAGGCCAGAAACAAUGCCAGAGUGGUUUUCAGCGGCUCCCUAGAGUUCUUCAGUGACGCCUUCUUCAACUCUGCAGUGCAGAAAGCCACGCCCGGCUCCCCGAGGCACGAGCAGACAGGGAACAUGGAGCUGGCCGAGGCUCUGUCUCGCUGGGUGUUCAAGGAGGCCGGAGUCCUCAGGGUGGGAGCUGUCACCCAUCACCCUGUUGGAGAGGUCAAUCCCCCAGCAGCGUACACAAUCACUGAUCUUGUGGAGUACAGCAUUGUCAUCGAGAUGUUGUCCCAGGGUAGCUGGGUUCCCUUCAACGGAGAUGAUAUUCAGCUGGAGUUUGUGAGGAUCGAUCCCUUCGUCAGGACUUAUCUCAAGAAAAAGGGAGAUAAAUAUAGUGUCCAGUUCAAGCUGCCCGAUGUGUACGGAGUCUUCCAGUUCAAGGUCGACUACAACAGACUGGGAUACACACACCUUUACUCCUCCACUCAGGUUUCCGUACGUCCCCUGCAGCACACUCAGUACGAGCGCUUCAUCCCCUCAGCCUUCCCAUACUACGCCAGCGUGUUUUCCAUGAUGGCCGGACUCUUUAUCUUCAGCAUAGUGUUCCUGCACAUGAAGGAGAAGGAGAAGUCAGACUAAUGCAGAGCGACAACGGGGAAGGGAUAACGAGAUUAUAGAAAACAUGUGGUGUGAAGAGCUGAAAUUGAAUGUCUUAAAUCUUCAUGCCAGGACUUGGAUUGCAGUCCUCCCAAAAAAAAUACAGUUUCUCUUCAGUUAUUGGGUUAUUCAACAAAUCGGGGGCUGGAAGCCAAAAGGGGUUACUGUUAUGCAGUGGUUGGGUUUUUUAGUUUUUUUUUUGUACUCUGAAAUCACUCAAAGCCUGAUCAAUGUCCUGAAGUCAGUCAGCGUUUGUAUAGAGUUGCUUUACAUUUGAUAAAAUUAUCUCCUAUGUAAAGCACUGUCCCUCGAACAUUGAAAGGAAUCCAUAUUUAAAUUUGACACACAUGUUCUCAGUCAGGGAAGUUUAUUGUGGUAACUACAUGCACUGAAAAUGCCAACUGCUAAUUUGUUUUUUGAUAAGUGUUUCCAAAAAAGUUGGAGUCAUCUUGACAAUAAAAUAUUGACAUUCCACUAAAUAAAAAA